CAUGUCCUUUACAUACUUGCACAAGAAUAAAAGCAAAUUGAUUCACUUUCAGAUUUUGACUACUAACUAUAGAAAAAAUGAAGCAAGUUCAGUUGUCCUAUUCCCUCCUUCUACUCAUGUUUGCUACCUUCUAUUCUUGCACCAAUUCAGCAACAGCACCAUCUCCAAAAGCUUCAUCCCCAACAUCAUCAAAACCAUUAGUCCCUACAUUACCAGAUCCUCCAGAUUCCUCUGACUCAGCACCAGAUGACAUAGGCAGAAUCCUCAAGAAGGCGAAAACAUUCAGGGUUCUAACAAGGCUGCUGAAAAGCACAGAGAUAAUGAGCAACAUCAACUCACAGCUGAUGACAGCAAAGAGUGGUGGCCUAACAAUCUUUGCCCCGGACGAUAACGCCUUCGCGCAACUUAAGGCAGGGUUCUUGAACUCCCUCAACCAAGGCCAGAAGAUAGAGCUCUUGCAGUUCCACAUCUUACCUCAAUAUGUUUCAAGCACAAACUUUGAUUCUCUCAGCAAUCCUGUUCAAACAGUGGCUGGUGAGGAUCCCACAAAGCUUCCAUUCAAUGUGAUGGCAUCUGGUAACAGUGUCAACAUUUCAACUGGGGUCGUCAAUGCCACAAUCAAUGGACUUGUUUACUCUGAUACCAAUCUGGCCAUAUACCGUGUCAACCAGGUUUUGCUUCCUUUGGACUUCUUUGUGAAGGCUAAGGCUCCUGCUCCCGCUCCGGUCGAGGCAGAGUCACCCAUUGCUGAUAAGAAGUCUUCUACUGAAGAUCAAGAGAAUCAGGAUAAGUCUGCUGCACUGAGCUUACUUAGCAUUCAAGGAACUGCAUUGAUGUAUAUUGCUGUUGGUUUUGUUGUAGUAGCAAUGAUAUGAUGGACUUGAAGAUGAUCAUCAUCCAUUUGGUUGCUUCACUUGUGAAGAACUCUUCUUUUCUUGAUUCUUUUAAAUUUUGCUUAGUUUUCUCUUUCUCACUUUCUGAAAUGUCAAGAGUAUGCUUUGCUGUCUGAUUUGUUCUUUUCAACUUUUUGUUAGUAAAA
This is a messenger RNA of Arachis stenosperma, 1039 nucleotides long. RefSeq names its product fasciclin-like arabinogalactan protein 11. Lineage: Eukaryota; Viridiplantae; Streptophyta; Magnoliopsida; Fabales; Fabaceae. The transcript has a single exon. The coding region runs from base 78 to 875 and encodes 265 amino acids. The record is from RefSeq and is a predicted model, not a curated record.